AUGUCAUUGAAAUACCUCGACAACGCCAGAAAAAUCCUCUGUAUCGGGCGUAACUAUGCUGCCCACAUUAAGGAAUUAAACAGCGCUAAACCACAACAACCAUUCUUUUUCCUUAAACCAUCAUCAUCAAUAUUGAAACCAAACUCGGGACCAUUCUUGAUCCCCAAAGGUGUGGUUGUCCAUCAUGAAGUUGAAUUGGCAUUUACUUUAAACCGUGAAUUGAAAAACUUACCCGAUACGUUCUCCUCACAAGAGGCACUCGAGAGUAUUGAAGGUUAUGCAUUGACGAUUGACAUGACUGCUAGAAAUGUUCAAGAUGAAGCCAAGAAAAAGGGGUUACCGUGGUCAAUUGCUAAAGGAUUUGAUACAUUUUUACCAGUAUCGAAAUUUAUCCCAAGGGAAAGAAUCCCUGAUCCAUACAAUGUUGAAUUGAAGUUGACAAUUAAUGGUGAGGUGAAGCAGCAGGAUAAGUCGGAUUUGAUGUUGUUUCCUAUCCACAAGAUUUUGAGUUACAUGUCAAACAUCAUGACUUUGGAAAAAGGGGAUUUGAUUUUGACUGGGACGCCUAAAGGUGUUGGCCCAAUUGUUGAUGGCGAUGAAGUGGAAGCUACAUUGAGCGUUGGUGGUGAGGUUAUUGAAACUAUCAAGUUUAAAGCAGAAACCAAACCGGGGUAUUACGAAUACAAGGAAACUUGA
Molecule: messenger RNA, 696 nt
Organism: Lodderomyces parapsilosis
Lineage: Eukaryota; Fungi; Ascomycota; Pichiomycetes; Serinales; Debaryomycetaceae
Exons: 1
Coding region: 1-696 (231 amino acids)
Cellular component (GO): mitochondrion
Molecular function (GO): acetylpyruvate hydrolase activity
Source: RefSeq, a predicted model, not a curated record